UUGUAACAGAUGCUCCGAAAUGAUAAAUUAAAAAUAUUUGCUAAUCAGAUAUUUUUCGUUAAGCAUGAUUAUUUCGAUUUCUUAAAACUCAAUAAUCGGUCGGUAAGGAAGAAAAGUUAAAAUCGCUUUGAAAGUAGCAAUAAAGGAGGCGUCUCGAGCGUAAUCGUCUUAUAUGUCUCAAACGUACGUAGAUAAUAUAAGAUGAAGAUACGAAUACGAAAGUGACAGCACACUCUGGAAUAUAUUUUAUAAAGCCGAUUACAAUCGUGUCAUCGUUGACUCACAAAGUUUAGUCUCGAAACGAUCGCAGUUCGUGCUGAAACGUAACGUAAUAUAAUCGUUUUUAUUUCUUCUACGUGAUCAUUAAAAUAUGGAAAUAUACAAACUGGAAAAAUACGAAGAGGAAAAGAAAGACUGAAUGAACAACAUAAAUUUUUCCAAUAAUUAAAUGGUAUCGUUUACUCGAUGAUUCAGUUCAUUUCUACGAAACGUUUAAUUAUUAUUUGUGUUUUAUAUUAAUACGAACGAACAAUCAUGGACAAUACGAACAAAGAGACAUUAAUGAUUUAUCAAAUAACAACGUCGAACAAAAACAACAGUCUGCAGACUACUUGAAGACGAACCAUCAAAGAGAGACGUUAGAAAGAUUUUAUUCGUGAAAAAUUUCGAAACUGAUCGAUAAGAUCGAUAUCAUGACUCGUUGUGAAGCUGACAGAGGCUGGGCUUGGAUGAUCGUUGUCGGCGUUACUAUUAUUAACCUAUCUGUACUGCCGAUUCAACAAUGUUAUGGUCUUAUUUUUGGAAAACGUUUUACGAGUCUCGGUAUCAGCGCAACGCAAACAUCCUUGAUACUUCAUUUAAACGGUACAAUAUGCUGCAGCCUAGGCUUGAUAAGUGGACCCAUGAUGAAAAAAUUCUCAUUUCGCAAAGUCGCUUUUUUUGGUAGUUUCACAAUUGUCAUUGGAAUAUCUACUACGGCAUUCGCUCUCUCUCUUCCUACCAUCAUUGUAGGCUAUUGCGUUAUUAUCGGAAUCGGACAAGGUAUCAUCUAUCCAGCAUCGAGUUUAGCAUUGAACACGUAUUUUAGAAAAAAACGUAAUAUAGCAAUGGGACUUUGCGUAACAUUGACCGGUCUUGGUCCUAUUCUAAUGCCACUUUUAAUAGUGAAGCUUUUAGACGCAUACGCUACUACGGGAACUUUAAUAAUUUUCGCUGGAAUCGCUGCGAAUUCUUUCGUAGGUGCUUGCUUGUUAAGACCGUUCGUAAAUAACGACAGUCUUAACAAGAAAAUAAAAACUGAGGAUUAUAAUGUGAAUAAUGUGGCUACACUGACAAAUGAAAAUGAAAGUGACGUUGAAAAAUAUGUUGUCGAGUCCCAAUUAUUGAACGACCAAGAAAAAAUUAAAAAACAAGAAAGUCUAGAAAAGAUUUUUAAAGAAACAAAGACGAAAACGAAACGUAGUUUUUUUCAAAAGAUCUCGACUAACCUGGAUCUCAUACUUUUACAAGAUUUACGUUAUAUUUUUGUGGUGAUAGGUAUGGGCAUGUCUUUGGUAGCUGAGACGAACUUCAAUGCGUUGAUACCUUUCGUCCUCGAAAACGUAUCAGGAUUAAAAAUAAAGGAGAUUGCGACUAUAAUGUCUAUCCAAGCUGCCUUUGAUAUCGCUGGACGUCUUUGUGUUCCUCUAAUCGCACAAAAAGCCCACUGGACUCCAAGAAAUCUUUACGUGAUAUCCUUGAUAGGAUCUACAUUUGGAAGGAUGAUUCUUUGUACCUGGGGUGAUGAUUACCUCGUCGUAAUCCUAGUUGCUGUUAUCGUAGGAAUAGCAAAGGGUACAAAGGCUGUUUUUCAAACUCUGAUCAUACCAGAUUACGUUCCAUUGGAAAGGUUACCAGCAGCAUCUGGUAUUCAAAUGGUUUGCAAUGGCAUUUUGUCUAUUAGUCUGGGACCAAUCAUAGGCAUGGUGCAUGAUUUAACUGGAAGUUACAUUGGUUCUUUGCAUUUCACUUCCGCGAUGAGUAUGUUUUGCGUAUUUUUGUGGCUACUCGGAGGACUUUGGUCUCCUUUUGGUAAACAUGUGAAAGUAAAAAAUAAUGGGGACACGCCGAAUGAGAGAUGUUUGGCGGAAAAUCAGAAUGAAAGUCAGGAUAUUCGAUGAUAUAUUCAAUUUUAUACUAUAAAUUAAAAAAAAAAAACUAUUUCUUAUAAAAACAAAAAAUUCAUAACAUACGUCACUUCUCGUACAUCACCUCUUCAGCGCGAAUAUGUGAGAUACUUCAAUAGAAAAGUAUUUAUAUAUUUGUAUACAAAAAAAAUAAUGUCACAAAAAAGAAUUCAAUAUAAUAUUAAAAUGGAAGUUUUUAAAAAGGUUGUUUUUCAUUGUAAAUAGAAGUUUCAAAAAUCGUCAUUUUAAAACGAAAAAAUGUAGAUCAUUUCUAUGAAUAUAUCUUAAACGUUUAAUGUAUCCAGAUUUUUAUUAAUGAUCUAUAAUAUUUUCAUUCAUAAAUUCGUCUAAGUCAAUUUUCAAUUUUUCUAUCCAUGUUGACUACAUUUUUUAUUCAGCUUGAUAGAUACUGUAUAUAUAUUCUUUAAGUUUUGAACCCUUUUUUAACACUGCAUAUGAUAUUUAUGAUAUCAGAUGUUAAUGUUUAAAACGACUUGUACGAUGUGCAAAUAUUCCUAAGAAUUCCUAAUUUCUAAAAUGAUAUUUUUUUUUUUCAUUGCAAAAAUGAAAUAAUACUGAUAGAAGAAAUUAUAAGGAUCGUCUAAUGUGCAUUCAGUUAUCAAGCUAUAUUUUAUUUAUUUACUGUCUAUCGAAGUCUCGUUAUAUAAACGUGAAAAAAUGAAUCUUCGCAUAAAGGAUAAUAUCUGACGGAAUAUAUAUAUAUAUAUAUAUAUAUAUAUAUAUAUAUAUAUGUAAUAUAUAAUAAUAAUAAAAUUUAUUAUAUACAGAUACUGCUUAUAAGGAGAUAUAUGUAUAUAUAUUCUAUAAUUUAAAAUAACAAUUUUAAUCUAAUCGCGAACAUGUACUCGAUAUCAAGCAAACACACUGUAUUUUGAUAAGCAUUUUAAUUUAAGUAAAUUUACUGACAGCAAGUUUUAACAUUAUAUAUGUCACAGUCCUGAAACAUAUUCAAAAAUUUAUUUUAAAAUAUAUUUAUUUUUAUUUAAAAAAGAAAUAAUAAGUAGGAAAAUAUUAUUCAAUUUAAUUAAGAUAUAUAAUUGAUUAAACUUAGUAAUAAUAGCAUUAUAGAAUUAGCAUUAUAUCAUUAACGUACUAACUGCCACAUUCAUUUUGUACGUUUUACUUUAAGAAUAAAUAGAAUUUUCAUUAUUGUUAUCAAUAAUAUGUUUAAUUCACUUAUAGUCACGCAUAAUCGCAUAAUGUAUUUGUACAGGAUUGCACAAAAGGAUAAUAAAGUAAUAUAAAGUUA
Molecule: messenger RNA, 3435 nt
Organism: Vespa velutina
Lineage: Eukaryota; Metazoa; Arthropoda; Insecta; Hymenoptera; Vespidae
Product: monocarboxylate transporter 9-like
Exons: 8
Coding region: 693-2159 (488 amino acids)
Biological process (GO): transmembrane transport; monocarboxylic acid transport
Molecular function (GO): monocarboxylic acid transmembrane transporter activity
Source: RefSeq, a predicted model, not a curated record